AACGCCACCAGUGAUGAGGAGUUCCAGAACUCAUUACAGGAGACAUUGAAGACCAUAUCGGAAAAGGCGCAGACAGUGGUCGGUCAGGACAACAACCUCUCAGAGGAAGAGUUGGCAAAAAUCUGGUCCAAUCUGGGGAUUGGCGGCGAAGAGGAGGCGGACGGUGGAAGUGGUUUUGCGAAUCUGAUGCCAUUGAUGACAAAUAUGAUGCAAAACCUAUUGUCCAAAGAGCUCCUAUACCCGGCGCUUUCAGAAUUGGCCGAAAAGUAUCCGGUUUACUUGAAUGAGAACAAAGACAGUCUGUCGGCCGAAGACCUAAAGCGAUACACAAAACAGAUGGAACUGAUGAAAGAGGUGUGCAAUGAGUUCGACGCCGAACUGCCCGAAGACACGGAAGCGGUGAAGAAGGAGCGCUUCCAACGGAUACUAUCGGUGAUGCAAUCGAUG
Molecule: messenger RNA, 447 nt
Organism: Medioppia subpectinata
Lineage: Eukaryota; Metazoa; Arthropoda; Arachnida; Sarcoptiformes; Oppiidae
Source: the annotation of a GenBank genome assembly